Molecule: messenger RNA, 846 nt
Organism: Microsporum canis CBS 113480
Lineage: Eukaryota; Fungi; Ascomycota; Eurotiomycetes; Onygenales; Arthrodermataceae
Product: transmembrane protein 66
Exons: 1
Coding region: 1-846 (281 amino acids)
Biological process (GO): regulation of store-operated calcium entry
Cellular component (GO): endoplasmic reticulum membrane
Source: RefSeq, a predicted model, not a curated record
AUGUUUGCCGCAACAUGUCUCCUUGCGCUUUCAACCCUCCUGGCACCUGCAGCCUCAUACAGCUCCACCAAGUCUCCGUCAAGGAACGCGGUUCUUCUAUCAGAUGUACACACCCUUACUUUCCACGCCAAUCGCAAAACUAGCCACCGCCGAGUCUCUGCGAUACCCCAGCUCAAAUGUGUUGGACCGUCCAAGGAAGUCUGCUCUCUCUACCAGCCGGACAUCAUUCGCUGUACUAACGAAGGAUACGAUUAUGAUGAAAAUGAUGUGCAAUGGACCUGCACCGCGCAACUACCGCCAGAAUUCAAGCUUGGAGGUACAGAUGUGAUUUGUGAAGGUUAUCGAAGUUCUGAAGACCCAUGGAUCCUGAAAGGCAGCUGCGGCGUGGAAUAUAGGUUGUUGCUUACUCGUAUGGGAGAAAAGCGGUACGGUCACAUCCCACACGACAGAGGCAAUGAUGAAUCAAUAUGGUCUACCCUCACCCGUAUGGCUAUGUUUUUUGGCCUGUUCAUGGUCAUUGUUAAACUGCUCCAGUACUGCACUGGCAUUCAGAGUCAAAGAUGGGGUAGGAAUGGCGGAGGGGGAGGGGGCGGAGGAUGGUGGCCUCCAGGUCCCCCGCCUCCAUAUGACUCUCCCCAAUCCAGAUUUGCAAAGGAUGACCAAUCAUGGAGGCCCGGCUUUUGGACCGGUGCCUUGGGUGGCACAGCGGCAGGAUAUGUGAUGGGGCGCGGUGCGCGGAGAGGAAAUAGUAGUUUUAUGUCUGGUGGCAAUAAUGCUACUGCAGGACCAUCCUACUCAGCCUCUACUAGAGAGAGCACUGGAUUUGGAGGUACGAGACGACGGUGA